UCCAAGCAAAGAAGACAAGAGUACUGGUCACGAUCCACUACUACUGGCUAGCCAACUACUAGCUCAUAGGUUAGCUAGCUUCCACUUGUAUUGUAUUACACCAUAACCAGCAACAUCAUGUCGACAGAGGACGAAGUGGAGGAGGAGGAAGAAGAAGAAGAGCCCCUGGAACAAGCAGAAUCGGCUCCCAGGCGCCGUCGGCCUCCGCCCCGUAGCAAGUCCGUGGACGAUUCCGGAUCUCUGGCUCAAAUGAGAAAGAGUCAAGGAUCGAGCGAAGGAGGAGGAGAUGGAAAUGAAGAACGAGCUCCGCGACGAGGAGGAAGACGAGCACCCGCCAGGACCAAGUCGGCCGAUGACAUGGCGGCCAUGGGUCGAAUGGCGCGGUAUUCGCGACAGAAGAGCAAAGACAAGAAUGAAGUCGGAGCCGUGCCAGAAGAAGAAGAGGCGGCAUCAUAAUAGUAUUGUGCAAGAAA
Messenger RNA from Seminavis robusta, 473 nucleotides. NCBI's taxonomy places the organism in Eukaryota, Bacillariophyta, Bacillariophyceae, Naviculales, Naviculaceae. The record is from the annotation of a GenBank genome assembly.